Molecule: messenger RNA, 1017 nt
Organism: Ailuropoda melanoleuca (giant panda)
Lineage: Eukaryota; Metazoa; Chordata; Mammalia; Carnivora; Ursidae
Product: protein moonraker-like
Exons: 2
Biological process (GO): centriole replication; protein localization to centrosome
Cellular component (GO): centriolar satellite; microtubule organizing center
Source: RefSeq, a predicted model, not a curated record
UGGGGCUCAAUCCCAGGACUCUGGGAUCACGCCCUGGGACAAAGGCAGAUGCUUAACGACUGAGCCACCCAGGCACCCCGUGGAGAUGUUAUUUGAAGCACUAUUUCUAUUAGUGGAAAAACUGGAACCCUCUAAACGCUUAGGUUAUAGCUAGGUUAGGCACGAAAGGGCCGUUUGGGGGAUUUUGGAAAAUGCCACAAUGAAAAACAGUGGAAAUAUUAGCCUCUGGAAACAUGCCUCUGUUCCUUAAGAGAAAAACAAAGCAAAACUUGCAUCUGUGAUGGUUCAAACGGACGAAACCUGCGGCCUGUGUAGGAAGAACCAGCUGCAGUUUAACAGGAGCGUCCCCGCACAUUCCAGCGACUUGGCCGUCCGCUACUCCUGCCCGCACGCGAUCAGAAUUGAGAAGCUGAACCACUCGUACAGCGAGUCGCGCCAUCAGCAAGACCUGGGUUUGAGGGGCGGUCCCGAUGGGAGCGGUUCCGCUUCGUUUUCCAUCAUCUCGGAGGAGAGGCUCAGCCGCGCCGUGCAGCUGGCCAAGAGAGACGUGAAGCGCAGGCAGCUGGAGGAGCACGUCCAGCAGCACCGUCUCAGGAGUGAGCCCCAGCUCUCUCAGAGGGGGGAACCCCACAAGCAGCAGAUCCCCGAGCACAGGGCGCCAAGGAAGGGACCGAGGAGCCGGGAAAUGUGUCGUUGCGCCCACCAGCCGUCCACGGUGGCAGCGUCUUGCUCCGGUGCCAAGGUGUACCUGUGCACACCUUGUCCCGCACGGUCCCCUCCGGCCGUGCCCCAGUCACCACCCACCCGCGACCCGGGGCUGGAGCCCCAGCCCAGGAUCAGCGGCCACCAGAGCCUGCAGGAAGUGCAGCGUCUCCAGAGGGAGUUGAACACCUGUAUCCAUAAAAUGGAAGAAGUCACUAAGAAAGGUGAGAGCCCCUGGUGUCUUCGCAGGGGAGCGGCAGAGUUCAACCCCUUCGUCCAGGACCCCCAUCCCUGCCCCACUCCGCCCCCACCUCC